Messenger RNA from Rotaria sp. Silwood1, 2520 nucleotides. NCBI's taxonomy places the organism in Eukaryota, Metazoa, Rotifera, Eurotatoria, Philodinida, Philodinidae. The record is from the annotation of a GenBank genome assembly.
AUGGUCGCAAAAACGAAAAAAUCAAGAUCACAAAGCUCUGUUCCAAAUAAAUCGGAACUUCUUUUCAAAGUAGGCAAAGAUAUACCUAAAUGGUAUUCGCUUGAAAACUCCACCACACUUUUUUCAUCAUCAAAAAACAUCAAUGAUAAACAUGAUAAAGAAAAAUGUCAAGAAAUCUAUCGAUUAGAAUGUGAUCUCUAUCGAAAACUCUAUCAACAAGAUCAAUCAUCUGAUUAUCAAUGGUUACAAACAUCACUUUCAACCACAUCUAAAGAUCGUCUUGCUGCUCUAGUUACAUUAAUUCGUCGUUCACCAAUUCAUUCUAUCAAAGAACUAGAAAACUUGGUUAAUCUCCUACGAUCUAAUAUUCAACAUCGUCGUGAUGCAUUAACAAUAGCUGAGAUUCUUGAAGAUGUUUUUAUUAAUAUUUAUUUACCAGAAAAUCGUCGUUUAUUUUUCAUUAAUCAACUACCAAAUCAACCGAUUACAAAGCAAACGGCUGCACUUGCAUUUGUUGAAGAAACAAUUAAACAACUUUAUUCAAAUUUUAUUGAUUUACUUCAACAAAUAGCUCAUGAUCCAAUCGGUCAAAUACGUAUAAAAGCAAUAUCAAUGCUUGAACGUUUACUAUCUCAACGACCUGAACAAGAAAAACGAUUACUUGAAUUAAUCGUUGAUAAACUAGGUGAUCCGGAUUCAAAUGUUGCUGCGAAAACUCUUCAUUUACUCAAUCAACUUUUGGAAAAACAUCCGGGUAUGAAAACUGUUGUUGUCAAUGAAAUUGAACGACUUCUUUUUCGACAAAAUAUUCGUCAAAGUGCACAACAUUAUGGUUUAUGUUGUUUAACAGCAAUAAUAUUUACAAGUCAAGAUAAUGAUUUAGCUAAUAAACUGAUUAAAAUAUAUUUUGCUUUAUUUCGGCUAUUUAGUGUCAAAGAAAAUGUUAGUUCAAAAUUUUUUGCAAUACUUCUUGGUGGUGUGACUCGUGCUAUUUCAUUUGCUAAAGUUGAUCUGGAUAAUAUAAUUGAACAUCUCAAUGAUUUAUUUCGUAUUGUUCAUUCAACAAAUUUUAAAACAAGUGUUCGAGCAUUACAAUUACUUUUUCGUAUUGUUGAACAACGAUCAGAAAUCGAUGAACGAUAUUACAAUGCAUUAUAUAAAAAACUGUCUGAACCAGAAUGGAAAAAUUCUAAAAUGCUUUCAACAUUUCUUAAUCUUAUAUUUAAAUCUAUGUUAAAAGAUUCCAUGGAAUCUCGCAUACGGGCAUUUAUUAAACGUUUAUUACAAUUAUGUCUUUUUAAUGAUGUACCAUUUAUUUGUGGUAUACUUUUACUUAUAUCUGAAAUUGUUAAACGACAUGCUAGUGGUCAACGUUUACUUUUAUUUUCUCAAAAAACUAAUCUUCUAUCAUUAGAAAAUGAUAAAACAACAGAAGACGAUGAUGAAGAAGAACAUUUUCAUGAUGUUGUUAGUGAAGAUGAUCAACCAUUACAAAUUGUGCCAGAAGUUUCUUCAUGGAAUCAUAAAAAUUUAAAUAAAACAAAUCAAAAUCAUUUGAAUCAUUAUGAUAUAUAUAAACGUAAUCCAUUAUAUUGUGGUAGUGAUUAUACAUGUUUACAUGAAUUAAUAUUUCUUAAAAACCAUUCUCAUCCAACAGUGGCAUUAUUUGCUCAAAAUCUUUUCGAUGGAAAAUCUAUUGAUUAUAAUGGCAAUCCAUUGGUUGAUUUUAAUUCAAUGCGUUUUUUUGAUCGUUUCGUUUAUAAAAAUCCAAAAAAACAAAUUACGAAGCAUGAACUUUUAAGAAAAAAAUCUCGUCAUGCUGCUGGUCGACUUUAUUUACCUAAAGGUGUUAAAGCAGUAGCUGUUGAUAGCAAUGAAUAUACACGAUUAAAUCCAGCUCAUAUUCCAGCCGAUGAACGUUUUCUAUAUACAUUUAUGAAAAUGCGACAAGAAAAUAGUGAAUUAGCACAAGAUAACAAGAAACAAAAACUAUCCGACGAAGAUAUUGAUGAUAAUGAAAGUAUUUCAAGUGUAUCCGAUGAUGAAUUCGAUAAAUAUUUAAACCAUUUUAUGGGCGAUAUGGAUAAAGACGAAAUUGAUCUUGAUGAAGAUGAUAAUAAUAGUGUCCAAGACAUUGCAAGUACUGUUCAACGUGUUCAUCGCCAUGAUGAUGAUGAACUAAAAGAGGAUGAUGAUGAUGAUGAUGAUAUGAAUCAUCGUCCAUUUACAUUAAACGAUGGUGAUGAAUUAUCCGAUGAUGAACAACUUGAUGAUAAUGAACAUGAUACAAAUAGUUAUCAACAUAUUCAUGAUAAUUUUAAAGUUGAUAAUGAACGAGAAAUGAAACAAAUUAAAUGGGAACUUGAUCGUGAACGUACAUAUGCUCAAAGAUCACGUCGUUAUGAUAAACAUAUUAAAAAGACAAGUAGACGAAAACCAAAAUUAACUCGUCGUGAGAAACGUCAACAAAUGAACAAACAAGUUAUUAAAAAAAAAAAGAAACAUGUUCAUUUUAGUUGA